AUUUACCUUGUGAGUUGCACAGCUGGAGGCAGACGGCAGAAUACUCACUAGAAAUGAGGCAAUUUGCUUGUAUUCUCCACCUCUACCAUAUUAAGGCCUAUGAUUAUCUACGGAAGAUUUUUCCCCUCCCUCAUCCUUACAGCCUAACAAAUUGGCUGUCUAAUGAUGAGGCUGCUGCAGGCUUCAGCAACGACAUUUUUCUCCGCCUGCAGGAAAAGGUGGAGAGAGGGGAACAGGCCUACUGCUACUGUGCCCUGAUGGUACAAGACAUGUCCCUGCAGAAGCAGCAGGAGUGGGACCCGCAGACCCGGCGCCUGACAGGCUUUGUUGACUUGGGAGCAGGCGUCAUGGAUGCUGAUGAAGCUCCGCUAGCCUCAGAAGCAAUAAUCCUCAUGGCAGUUGGCAUCUCAAGUCCGUGGACAGCUCCACUUGGCUACUUCUUUGUGAACAGAACAACUGGCCACUUACUUGCUCAGCUGCUUCGUCAGACCAUCAAUAAGCUGAACAACAUUGGCAUCACAGUGCUGGCUGUGACAUCAGGUGCCACCGCUCGUGGUGCUGAGACUGCCAGAGCUCUGGGGAUCAGGAUAGAUCCCGAAAGAAUUCAGUGCACUUUCCAGCAUCCGCCUGGCUCUGCUCACAGCAUCACGUACUUCUUUGACGUUUGCCAUGCACUCCAGCUGGUAAGAAAUGCUCUGCAGUGCUUCCAGAAGAUAGAGUGGCUCGGUGACGCGGCAUGGUGGCAGCAUGUGGUGGAGCUGGCAGUUUUGCGGGAGCAGAGGGUAUUAGAGCCACGUAGUCUCAAGUCAGGUGGAGCUGGGAGAGAUGGGAGUUACCACCUGAAGGUCAACCUUGCUACCCAGUUGUUCAGCGAGGGCGUUGCUGAUGCACUGGAACACCUCCAGAAGCUGGGCCUGGCCUCAUUCCAGAACUGCAGUGGAACUGUAAAGUUUGUGCGUUUGAUGAGCCAUCUGUGCGACGUGUUUCAUGGUAGAGGUCCCUAUAGGAGGGGACUGAAGGCUCCUUUGCUAGCUGGAAAUUACACCAAAAUAAGCCACCUCUUUAAUGAGGUUAAGAGCUUCUUCAUCACCUUAACGGACUCGAUGGGGAGAUACGUUAUUAAGAGCAAACGCAAAUUAGGAUUUCUGAGUUUCUUGCUCAAUGCCGAAAGCCUCAAGUGGCUUUACACCAACUAUGUGUGUCCAGAAGGCACUCCUUCCCACCACCUCCUGACCUAUGCCUUCAGCCUCGACCCACUGGAGCUGUUUCUCAGGGCCCUCCAGCAAGCCUGUGGCACCAGCGGGAGCCCCACCUGCACUGUGUUCCAGGCCACUUACCACAAACUGCUGGCCAGCUGCAGCCUGCUGCCAGGCUCACCACACAGCAGUGGCUCAGGCAAUACGAGCUCCUUGGACAUAUCCCUGUCUCCUAGGAGAGAUCUGGCCCUUGGCAGCAUUCGUGCCCAGUAUAACCCAGCUUGUGGGAGGGUACUGGCAACAGAGUACCCCUACUGUGCAGGCCUUCUUUUGCGUGGCUCUGCAUUGAGUGACGCACUGACAGACCUAUCGCUGCAUGCACAGAGCAUCACCUGCACCGCGGGCGUUGUUGCUGAGCAGCUAGCCUCUGACUUGCAGUGUGAGGCUUGUCUUGCUUCCCUCUUUGAGUCAGAUGAGAGUAGGCUACGAUGCAGGUCGGUGCUCUAUGUAAAAAAGUUAGGUGGAGUGAGUCUGCCCUCAGCAAGCGUGCAUCACAUAACCACCAUUUCGGAACAAGUCAUAAACCGGUACGGCAAAGUAGGAGUCGGCAACAAAAACAUCAAGCUGUGGCAUUUGUUUCUAGAACAGAAAGUCUUCCAGGAACUUCUAGGAGAAAGUCCCCUCUUUCCCACCCUCACAGACCAUUUAUUUGAUGGGGAGUUGUGCAUCAACAAUCACUACACAAUCUUACUGAGGGAGCUCGUCUUGCUCGAUUCAUACGGAGCCUUCUCCCAAAUGGGAAGCUUGUUUGACGAUGCGCAUGAGCUCCUGGCUGCCGAGGUGAAGCUUUGCACAUGGCAGGCAUGCUGUGCCAUCCCCAUCCCUGAACUUCUCAUGGUUUUCGUGCAGUUGCUGCCAACCAGUGACCUGAGCCCAGAGACUGCCAUGGAGAUAGGUUGA
Messenger RNA from Tauraco erythrolophus (red-crested turaco), 2156 nucleotides. NCBI's taxonomy places the organism in Eukaryota, Metazoa, Chordata, Aves, Musophagiformes, Musophagidae. The record is from RefSeq and is a predicted model, not a curated record.